AUGGCCUGGAAGUGCACAGGAGCGACGAAUGAAGCCUUAAUCAAGAACAUGGCAGGACAUGGGCUCAUCAACUCAGAACGCGUGCAGGCGGCGAUGAGCAAAGUAGACAGGGCGCACUACGUCCGUAGCAAAGCAAGCGCAUAUGAAGACUCUCCGCAAGUGAUUGGGCAUGGCGCGACAAUCUCUGCGCCCCACAUGCACGCCCAUGCACUUGAGAACCUCCUCCCCUUCCUCCAACCCGGCUCACGCGUUCUCGACGUCGGCUCUGGAUCUGGGUACCUUGCCGCCGUCUUGCACUACCUCGUCACUGACACCGACACGGGUGUAACUGGCACUGUCGUUGGCAUCGACCACAUCCCGGAGCUUGUGGAGUGGUCUGUCGACAAUCUGCGCCGUGACAAUCUUGGCGCCGAGGUGGACAGCGAGCUGAUCAAAAUGGUCGUGGGUGAUGGCAGAGCAGGCUAUCCCCCUUCAGCACCUUUCGACGCGAUCCAUGUAGGUGCCGCUGCACCCAUGGUGCCUGAGCUCCUCAUCAAUCAACUCAAAUCCCCUGGGCGUAUGUUCAUUCCUGUGGGGACAGGCAUGCAGCAAGUUAUCCAGGUUGAUAAAGACGCCGACGGGAACGUCACACAGAAGGAACUGUUCAACGUCGUAUAUGUGCCUCUGACCGACCGCGAUAAGCAGUUCUGA
Postia placenta MAD-698-R-SB12 is the source of this 690-nucleotide messenger RNA. RefSeq lists its product as hypothetical. NCBI's taxonomy places the organism in Eukaryota, Fungi, Basidiomycota, Agaricomycetes, Polyporales, Adustoporiaceae. Gene Ontology annotation, molecular function: protein-L-isoaspartate (D-aspartate) O-methyltransferase activity. Gene Ontology annotation, cellular component: cytoplasm. The coding region runs from base 1 to 690 and encodes 229 amino acids. The record is from RefSeq and is a predicted model, not a curated record. The transcript has 8 exons. Gene Ontology annotation, biological process: protein modification process.